This is a messenger RNA of Periconia digitata, 723 nucleotides long. NCBI's taxonomy places the organism in Eukaryota, Fungi, Ascomycota, Dothideomycetes, Pleosporales, Periconiaceae. The record is from the annotation of a GenBank genome assembly.
UUUCUCGUCCUUCUUCAUAAAUUUUUACCUCCCACUGCCAAAGUCAAUCUCCAUCAAGACAACCAAUUCGCCGGUGACACCACUGCAGCCAUGCUAUUGCUAUAUUGCAUACUCCAUGCCCUCUUCCUUUGUUCCCUUGCGCUUGGUGCGAUCGUCGGCGGUCGUGCUAAACCUGUGGACACUGCUUCCUAUGUCCGCGUGAUCGAAACCAGCCCUUUCGGCCCAGUUGAACAUCUUCUUGAUGCCAACGGAAUGGCGAUCUCCUCUAGCCAAGAGGGUAGAGAGCCAGAAGACAGUGAUCAAUCCGAGCAUCUCGAGCUAUCCAGCGGCGAGCAAGUGCUCUUCUCAAACGGGUCAGAUGUAAAUGCUCUCGGUAACGAUCAGUGGGGCAUGGUCCGUGUGUAUUCAGACCCUGCCUGCACCGGUGAGCGCUGGGGAUUUCUCACCGAAACCGAUUUGAAUUUGAGGUAUCAACGUAGGGCCAUCUGCUAUGGCUGGUCUAAAGCCACCGCCUCUUCUAUCGCUUUCACUCCGAGGGCUGAUCGCCAGUAUUGGGGGUGUUAUCUCUACGACUCUGAAAACUGUCGAGAUUGGAAAAAUCGCUAUUGGAUUACCACAACCAGCUGGCGCUUGGAGAAUGUUGGCUGGAAUGACAGGGCACUGUCAAUAAAGUGUUGGAUGCCAAGUGUCGCACCUCCUUAUGAUAUACCUCCAAUGUCUUGA